Molecule: messenger RNA, 3285 nt
Organism: Sabethes cyaneus
Lineage: Eukaryota; Metazoa; Arthropoda; Insecta; Diptera; Culicidae
Gene: heca
Product: headcase protein
Exons: 6
Coding region: 1626-3275 (549 amino acids)
Source: RefSeq, a predicted model, not a curated record
UGGCACUGGCAGUGACAGAGAGACCAAACUGAAGAACGACCGCAUCAUAGAAGCAAAAGCAAGCACUGGACGACAGGCGUUGGGUGAGAGACGCGUGAAGCAUAGAAGCUGCAGCAGCCGGCGCGCUAGUGAGAGUGUUGUGUGAGCGUGUGUUAGCGCGCGGGUUGUGACACGGAAAGCACUAGGAAGCGCAGCGAGGGGUGGCAGCCGUUUUUCCAUCCCUCUUGGAACCGUUCGCCUCAAGCAGGAGGGAAACCCGUGUGCGCUUCCCGAUUCCGAAAUCGACAGAACAGGGAACACACACCGCACCGCAGUCAGUCAGUCGCAAGUCGACAGGCUCGGUCGAAGUUUCGCAUUUGGCAGUGUGUUUUGAAGCGCUGUGCAGGAAGGAAGUGUGUUUGCUACAGGGCAAGACCGCGCGCGAGAGAACAAGACAAGGAAGAAGGUUUUAUCCUCUUUGGUCAGUGUGAAGAGCCUCCAUUCGAAGGGGAGAAGAGAACUACUGUGAAAGUGAAAAUAGGCCUCGCGUAUACGUCGUCGUUGAAGGCCGCGCGUUGUUACCUUUUUAUUUCUAAAAUAAAACAAAAAAGUUGAAGGAAAGAAAAAGGCCUUUUUAGCUUCAGAGCUGUGACAGACGCAGAGAGACGGUGAAGAGAGAAAGUAGCGCACAGUUUUGUUGCCGAAAUAUGUUGUUUAUGAGAAGGAAGUUAAUUAUUACGUGAGUUUUCUGUUUUUCAUCCCCUGAACCGGAAUCCAGCGGAAAAAUUUAUAGACAGAACAUUGCAGAUUUUGCGAGCUGCAGAAGCAAAACUUGAAAGUUAAAAAUAGACCCGGUUCUUUUUUUCUCGCUCUUCCGGAACGUUCGUCACUUUAGACUGCCGGAAAACUCGCAGCAGCAACAGCAGCAGCAGCAGCACCGGUGAGGAAGACGGGUAAAAACAAAUGCCAAAGUCCGACACCACAGUGAUAACGAUUUUUCACGUUUUUCGCUUACGAGUUUUCUUUGGUGUGUUGUCGUCGUUGCUGUCGUGUUAGCUCUCAGGGAUCUCCGCCGAAUCAGCGAUUUUUUCGCCGUUUUUCCACAUCGCACGACGACGACGGUAUAGUCGGCCCAAAGUGAUUGCCGAGAGAGGAGAACAUUAGCUGCUUUGGUAAGCGGAUUUUUCCUCCGUACUGCGAAAGGUGCAGCGAGAAGUGUGAGAAUCCGAUGAAAUAAACAAAACUAGGGCAAGUGUACUUGAACUACGAAUGGGAAGUUUUUGAUCCGUGUGCCGUGUUUUUGGAGCUUCCGAAACAGCAGUGUAUAAGCGGCAGAGUGCAGGAUGGAGAGCAGAGAGUGUCGUACAGUGUGACUGACAAUAAAUAUCGAAAAAAAAAGCCAGGGCCACAGGGAAAGGAAUCGUUUUCAUAUCGGUAUUGAAGUGCAGCGAGAUUAGAACGACAAUAGGACAUGAACAAGUGAACUGGUUUCGCUAGUGACUUUUCGUUUCCGUUUUUUCGAACUUAUUAACUAUAUCUUUCCUCCUUCCCGUGAGUGAGUGUUCCACCCGAGAAUCCGGGGGACCUCCAGCAAAGCUACGAAAAUUGAUACCUUAGCAUUGCAUCCAUACCAUCCGUUGCUCCUGAUGGCGCCUCGACGGGGAACCGUGGGUCCCGGGACGAAUAGCUUGGACCUGUUUGGGGCUCUCGGUGAUUCGGACCAUGGUUUCGAGAGUUCCCAGUCGGCCGAUGGGUCUGGCAGUGAGGGAGCCCACAUGACCCGCUGUUGCGUUCCUACUGGCGAUUGUCUGAAGAGUUCACCCGUCGACUAUGGAGCAAUCAAUCUGGAAGAUCUUCGUGAUUGCGUCCGGGUGAUUUGCAACAAUGAAAACUGUUCGAGUGGUCAGUACAUGCACCGCGAGUGCUUCGACCAUUGGGAGGAAAGUGUGCUGAACUAUCUGAAAUCGAUAGGACGUGCUCGAUCCUGGUCGGACAAGCAACGGCAGCAGAAUCUCUGGACCAAGAAGGGUUACGAUUUGGUGUUUAAAGCGUGCACCUGUCGCUGCGGUCGUGGUCAUCUCCGCAAAGACCUGGAUUGGAUUCCACCCGCUUCGCUGUUCAGCUCGGCUCGACUGGACGAAGAUUCCAGCAAGAAGAAGAAGAAAAAGAAUCGCCAGAACCAGAAACCUAGUCUGGCGAUUUCGACCAGCCCGGGCAGCCACUCGAGCAGUUCCUCCAACAGUCCCAACUCGCACGGCCCGAACCAUCAGUCGCCAUCGCCAGCCGCACUGUUGAAUCCGCUGAAACUGGUAGACCACUUUGCUACCUCAUUGAUCCUAAAUACGGCCGGCGUCGGCGGUUCACUGCAACAACAACAACAACAGCAGCAGCAGCAACAACAACACCAACAGCAAGCAAUGGGCCGCAAUCGGACCAACAGUUUGUCCUCGUCGAGCAACGGUUCGAGCACGCCACCGGCCAGCUCGGUAGCGUCGACAACGUCCGGUGCCGGCAGCGACUGCCAGAGCAUUUCGCCGGUGCACAGCGGACUCGGCGGUGGAGCAUCGGUCGCCGCUACGGCGGCCGCACUGGCCAAGAUGCCGCUGACGCCGAAAACGAAGGUCGAAAUCUACUCCGAGCGAGUCAGAGCGACAUCUGGCGCCAAUGGAAUCUUUUCACGCCGGCUGGACUUCUCCUCGUUCAACAUGCUGCCCCGGCAGAGGAUAAAUUCGUACUCAAUCAAGAUCGAGGACGAAGGCAACCACGGAAAUGACGAGACGCGUCUGUUCAUCCUGUCCUCGCUGGCAGCGCAGCACAAGAGCCGGGUGGCGUGUGUCCUCUGCGAGGAACCGAUGCUAGUCUUUGAUCGUUACCCCCUGGUGGACGGGACGUUCUUCCUCAGCCCGAAACAGCACGCCAAGGGUUGCAUCGAGGUGAAAUACGAGAAUCGUGCCCAAUAUCUGACGUCCGUUUGCAUGGCGUGUCUGGAUGGUGUCGAACCGAGCCGGGUUGUACGAUGCAGGUUUUGUGCCCAGAAAUGGGAUGGAUCGUCGCUGGUGCUGGGAACCAUGUACUCGUACGAUAUCUUUGCAGCAAUGCCGUGCUGCACUGAAAGAUUGAAGUGCAACAAUUGCUUCAAAUUACUGCUGCAUCCGCACCAGCGGCUGAACUUCUACAGCGACUACAGCCACAGCGUCUCCUGUCCGUACUGUCACUCGCAGGAUACGCACUUCGUGAAGCCGUUGGCUUACUGCUACACCAAGCAGCCGAUGCAGUUGUUCCAGCAGUGGCCAUAACAUGAGGCCC